This is a messenger RNA of Pyricularia oryzae 70-15, 829 nucleotides long. RefSeq lists its product as uncharacterized. The record is from RefSeq and is a predicted model, not a curated record. Lineage: Eukaryota; Fungi; Ascomycota; Sordariomycetes; Magnaporthales; Pyriculariaceae. The transcript has 2 exons. Gene Ontology annotation, molecular function: carbon-sulfur lyase activity. The coding region runs from base 251 to 670 and encodes 139 amino acids.
AGACCACUUUCCCCGCGGCGUCAAGCCUGCACAAUUGACGGCGCCCCGGCAAAAUAAAUCGGCAACUAGAUGCCUACCUUGGGCAUUAUUGGAUUUCCAAACAAGCCUGACACUUUUCACAGCACAUUUCUUGAAACGACCUAGGAAACAAUCUCACAAGAUAUUCAUCACGACGACUAUCGACCAGAUCGUCAUUCGACUCAUUCCCAGCUCGGUCAAACUUGACAUCUCACCAUCAAUCACAUCGAAAAUGACAACCCUCCGCGGCCACUGCGUCUGCGGACAGGUAGCCUACAGCGUCGAGCUCGACUCGGCCGAGGAUGCAAGGACAUCGCUGUGCCACUGCACUAGCUGCAAGCGGGCUUUCGGGACGGAGAAUGGCGUGACGACCAAGGUCCCUGUUCAAGGCUUCACCUACACUCGGGGUACACCAAAACAGCACAAGCAGACGGGCAACGGCGUGAUUCGGGAAUUUUGUGGCGACUGCGGCGCGUACCUCUGCGAGUAUGGAGAAGCGGCCGCGGAGAAAUUUCGCUACGUCGCCUGGGGCAGUUUUGACGACCAGGAUCGCGACAAGGUCCCUCCAAAGGGGGAAUUCUUCUGUUCGCAGCGGGAUGGUUGGAUGCCGGAGGUGCCUGGAGUUUUUCACAAGCAAGAGAUAAAGGAGUGAGUUUUGAGGGCUAGAAUGCAUGGAACACAUUCAACAAUUGUCUCUACUUAUCAACCUUACCUAGGGUGCAAUCAGAGUGCUGUCUUGGUCUUGUCGACCAUUCGAGUUAUUCCCUCACUCUUGCCGUAUCACGUCAGCAUCUUCUCUGCAUCUCGGCAC